AUGGACCUCAUUAUCAAGCUUUUCCUUCAACUGAUAAUGCUGAAUUUUAUUGAGUACCUUAAUACUCAAUUUGCUAGUUUAUUUGCAACAUUCGAUGUUACUGAGGACUAUCAUAUAGUGUAAAACUUUGAAUACCAACCAUUCUAUCUUGAACCUUUUAAUUAUCACAUCAGAUGCUCACGUCUAGAGGCUGAUAAUGGGUUUAAUUUUUACAUUAGAGUAGACAUGCUCGAUGACGAUAAUUACUAUCCAUAGAACACAGAUAGAGACUAAGAUUAUGACUAUAAGUAAAAUUUUUACUACUGGGUGUUGGAUGGUGUAUUAGGACUACUACUAGAUGAACUGUACUUCAAUAUUAAUGGAAGCUAUUAUAAUUUGAUUAAACUUUUCUGA
Messenger RNA from Stylonychia lemnae, 393 nucleotides. NCBI's taxonomy places the organism in Eukaryota, Ciliophora, Spirotrichea, Sporadotrichida, Oxytrichidae. The record is from the annotation of a GenBank genome assembly.